Messenger RNA from Daphnia pulicaria, 3160 nucleotides. RefSeq lists its product as uncharacterized. Gene Ontology annotation, molecular function: GTP binding; calcium channel regulator activity; GTPase activity. Bases 824 to 2665 code for a protein of 613 amino acids. The record is from RefSeq and is a predicted model, not a curated record. NCBI's taxonomy places the organism in Eukaryota, Metazoa, Arthropoda, Branchiopoda, Diplostraca, Daphniidae. The transcript is spliced from 17 exons. Gene Ontology annotation, cellular component: plasma membrane.
AGCAAGCCGGUGUGACGUUUGUACAUGGCAUUCCAGCAUGGCGACUCUCUCUACUGCAGAGUUUACUGUACUCUCUUCUUGGGUAUUGGCUGGAUUCAAAUAGCUAGAAUGAAAUUAAUUUCAUGUUUAAACUGAUUUCCAUUGACACUGCUGGAUUCCUCUUUGAAAAUCUGACAUGAGGUUGCUUGAUGUUCGUGAUUUGGACCUUCAUGUGUUCAGUCGGUUUGGGUGAAAAAUCCAACAGGAGGUUGCUCGGGGUUUGUGUUAUGGUUUUGGAUUUGAAUCUCCAGGUGUAUGUUGGUGUUCAGCACAAUUCCUCUAGGAUACUUGGGCAAAGAAGAAUCUCCCUAAAAAAGUCCAUCAAGCAGCUCUUGCCAUCUGUCUGACAACCUUAACAAGGAUCAUCAACUUGCUGCAUAAGUUGGGGAUGUUGGAAAUUAAUAAGGAGAUAUGUCCCAUGGCAUAUGUCCCAAUUGCCCCUGUGGAAGAUAGUACUUCUGCUGAGCGAGGGAUAGUGCUGUUACAGAGCUGUGCGAGGUUUGUAUGCUGUUGCCGGUUAGCUGGGCCAUGGAGGAUAUUUACCAUGGAGAAAAUGAUCAGACUCGAAUUUCGGUGUUCUGACGUAUACGGUGCUGUGCCGUCGUUACUAGAAGAUGACGUCUACUGUCCUUGCGCUCAACAUUGUCAGGCAACGGGAUAGUCACGUCGAACUUUCCUGGUUUUUUCCAUUAGUUGCAACGAGUUUUGGUUUCUUAGGAUCUACUCCGAGGGUUCCGUCUGAGAUUACUCAUCAUAUUCGCUCGCCAAGCCGAUUGCAGGCUAAAUGUCUGCGGCGGCCGUGGGAAGGAAUCAACGUUCGUCAUCAAUUUGUCUUUCCGGCAGUCAGACAUUCGACGCGAUGAAGGCCAGUGUCGGUGGUAACAACCGGGAGAGUUCUUCCGGAUCGGAUUCGCCCGAAGUCCGUCGAGAAGUGAUUACCAGCAACUACGGCAGCAGCGGCGGCGGCAGACCGGUUCCUUCCGGGAGUAGCAAAACGCGGCAGAAUGCCCGGCGGAGUAAGAGCGAGCGGCUCCAAGGAGCCAACAAGCCGCGUGUGAAGCGACGGGAUUUGGCGCUGGAUCUGGACCGGGCCAACAGUGGCAGCUUAGCCGGCGGAUUGACUGGAAACAAGGAGCAAGAUGAUCCCUACCAAUCGUUUCUGCGUAAAGUUCCCAGCGUCGGCGCUGGAUUGAUGAACGACUCUUCGUUCAACGACACUCCGGAUGGAUCUCCUCGAGGCUUGCGAUCCCUUCGCCAGUCUGCCGGUAACUCUAAGCCGCCACUCGGAGUGAGUAGCAACGUGCCGGCCAUUUCCACGCCGGAUUUAUCGCCGUCUCUCAUUAGACGGGCCACAGUCAACUCUGCUGGUGUCCAGCGAGCCAUUGGCGCAAGUGGCAGCCGGUCGCAAUUGGCUAAUCGCAAUUCACCGCAAGUCGGCCGGCCUGGCGGCAAUUCGACGUCGGCCAACAAGGAUCAAUCGCUCAACAAACGGGCCAACUCUGUCCGCGCUCACGGCGCCAGUAAUUCGAGCUCCUUUUCGGCCUUUCACGUCACCAACUCGUCGCUGCGUCGAUCGACCUACCUCGACGUGCCCGACAGUCCCGGCAACGAUGAAGACAACGCCACGGGCAACGUGGACGAGGAUUCCUACCGACUUCGCUCCUUCGACUUGACUCGCAAAGGUGUGGUGAAUAGGGGUGACUCGUUCCGUCGACGCCGCUCCCGCAGCAACAGUUUGGCCCCCGGAACGGUGCAACACGACUCGACCGGUGAUGUCACGAAAAAUUACCGAACGGCUCCCGGUAAUAACGGGUCGAGUGGCGGCGGGGCCUCGACGGGAGACAAUCUGCAAGUCACUGGAACGGAUCAGCAGCAGCGUGGCCAGCAGCAGCAGCAGCAGCUGCAGCAUCACCACCAUCACAGCGACGUCAGGACUUACCGUGUGGCCAUCAUAGGAGCCCACGGAGUCGGCAAAUCCGCCUUGGUCGGACAAUUCAUGUCGUCCGACUGCAUCAACGCCUACGACCGAGUCAGGAACGAUGACACUGAUCCAGAAUCUGUAUUUGUCAUGCUCAACGGGGAGGAGUCAGAACUGGUGUUCACCUUCUGUAACAACAUCAAGGUCGAGUUGAAUCGAAACGAACUCCCCGAUGCCUUUCUCAUCAUGUACAGCGUUAUUGACAAAACCAGUUUCAAGACGACUGAAGAUGAAUUAGCACGUUUACAGAACUGGGACGCACUCCGUUCCCGGGCACUUAUAGUUGUCGGAAACAAGAUUGACCUCGUUCGCAGUCGUGCCGUUUCAACACAAGAUGGAAAAUGUCUUGCCUGCGCCUACCGAGCCAAAUUCAUGGAAGUAUCCGUAGUCAUAAAUCACAACGUGGACGAACUGCUGGUCGGAAUCCUGACACAGAUCCGGUUGAAGGAAGAGCUCCAGAAAGAGAUAGCGGAAGGGCUUGUCGAUCCAUCGACGCUUGACGGUGCCAACGGACAGGGCUCCUCCAGCUCUUGGAUACGGAACAAGGGUCUAGUACGAGCCAGCAUGAAAGCCAAGCAAAUGUUCACGUGGCUGUUUGGCAAAGACGACGAUCAGCUCGCCAAUUGUGAAAACUUCCAGGUCCUUUGAAAAAAAAAAAAAAGAUUCCCGUGUGCGUUUUCUUUUUAAAACAAACAAAAAACAAAAACCUCCCGUUCAGAAAACAAAGCAUGUUAGAUUAUGAAUAACGGUGGAAAAAUCUUAAAAAAAAAAGUGAAGUUCUAGUCAUCUCUUUUUUUGGAAGGCACUCUAUAUCACGCUAAAGUGCCUUCAACAGCUAAGUAAACAGCUUCCCCAUUCUAUCCUUCCUGCAAAUGGUUUAUGUUUAUUCAAAAGACAAUAAUAUGUAGGCCUGAAGACCGAAGAAAAGGAUCGCCCAUUUUUUUAUUUUGAUAUUUUUUUAAGCAAAAGCAGCUGGGGAACGGCGUGAUAUCAUCGGCUACAUAAUAAUCGCAUUAUUUAAAUAUUUCCCUGUCUUAAGAAUUAUUUUCGGUGUUCUUAAAAAUAACAAUUUUGGGGGAAAUUAUUUUCAGUUAUCUGAAUGAAAUCUGGUUCCGUUCUCAAUACAAAUUAAAUCAACAAGGA